CACAAGGAAAUCAACUCUUACUUGCUUUUAAUCCAUUUUCAACAUGUCCCCUGUCCCGGGUUUACGUUAACUGGUCUUGGGAGCUGUCACAAUAGGGGACCAGUUAAGAGAAAGCAGGCUGACGUAAACAGAGUUGUGAUUUAAACCCGGGACAGGGACAUGGUUGAAGAGGUGGUUGGGAAAUCUGAAGACGCAUCUAUCGAAGAGGCCACAUCGGCUUUUCAGAACCUGUCUCUGUCGCCAGACGAGGUUGCCACACAAAAUUGCAAAAGGCGUCGAAAAACUCGAUCUCGACGAACGAAGACGCAGUCUCAGAUUCGCCGACGGACAGGCGCCUCUAGUGGCGAGCAUAGCAAAAGUCAUCCAAAGAUGUCAAAGAAGGGGAGUGAAUCAGCGGCAGCUCAGUCUCAUAAGGAACCUAAAGCAGAAAACAAACGGCCCUCUCACAAAAGACAGAGAUUAGACAACCCAGCUGAGACAAUAAAGAAGAGGACAAAACCUACUUGCAGCACUGGUUCUAACUAAGUGGAUGAGCUGGUGUUUCAUUUUUUUAAGUUAACACUGAGCCCCUGAUGGAUCUGGACUCUUGUUAAAAAAAUUUAUAAGUGAAAAUCAUCGUCAGAAUCUUU
Molecule: messenger RNA, 629 nt
Organism: Ostrea edulis (European flat oyster)
Lineage: Eukaryota; Metazoa; Mollusca; Bivalvia; Ostreida; Ostreidae
Exons: 6
Coding region: 160-525 (121 amino acids)
Source: RefSeq, a predicted model, not a curated record